UUCACUUAUCUCUCAAUUGUGGUACAGUGAAGACAUUUAUUACAGCCUUUCUGAAGCAAAUAACCAACCAGAAAGUGAGAAAUAAGAGAGAAAUAAGGCAAAAUCCACCUUCUCGCCAUAUCUCCAUUACGUGAAACUGAUAACCAGAACAUUCCCUUCACUUAUCUCUCAACCCUGGUACAGUGAAGACAUUUAUUGCAGCCUUUCUGAAGCAAAUAACCAACCAGAAAGUGAGAAAUAAGGCAAAAUCCACCUUCUCGCCAUAUCUCCAUUACGUGAAACUAAUAACUGGAACACUCCCUCACUUAUCUCUCAACCCUGGUACAGUGAAGACAUUUAUUACAGGCUUUCUGACGUGAAUAACCAACCCGGAGAAAAGAAAAGGGUAAAUCCAGCUUCUCGAACACUUGGCAGCUUCUAGAGGGUCGCCAUUUGCGGAGAGACGGAGAAGAGUGAACGUCUGAUUUUACAUGGUGACUGGCAGCGUAUUUAGCGCCAUGGAGGGACUCAACUUUCAGAGAUUCACACGAGGACUCACCGAGAACCUGGAGCCGCAGGUGAGGCAGCACCUGAAGAAUGUGUAUGCCACCUUCACCCUGGCCGGCAUCGCUGCAGCGGCCGGCUCCUAUGCGCACAUGUACAGCACGCUGGUUGGGGCAGGGCUGCUCACGGGGCUGAUGGCUCUGGGCUCCCUGCUGUGGCUCAUGGCGACACCCUACGAUGGCAAGAACAGCCCGCACCGCCUCGCCCUGCUCGGCUCCUUUGCCUUCUUCACUGGCUGCAACCUUGGCCCCCUCCUGGACAUUGCCAUGAUUGUCAACCCCACACUGGUGAUGCAGGCACUCCUUGGCACCAGCGUAGUGUUUGGCUGCUUCUCACUGUCGGCCCUGUUUGCCCCGCGUGGCCAGUACCUGUAUCUGGGCGGCACUCUCCUGUCAGCACUCUCCACCCUCUUCUGGCUCUCCUUCCUCAACAUCUUCUUCGGCUCAAGGCUCAUCUACCAGGUUAACCUGUACGUGGGUCUGCUGGUGAUGUGCGGGUUCAUCGUGUUCGACACCCAGAACAUCAUGGAGAAGGUGCGUCGUGGGGACAAGGACUACAUCAUGCACAGCGUUGAGCUCUUCAUCGACUUUGUGGCCGUCUUUAAGCGCCUCCUCAUCAUUCUGACUGAGAAGGAGGCCCAGAGCCAGAAGAAGCGGAGGAGGGACUAAUGGAGCAGCCCCACCCAGCUAGUCGUGGAGGACUCUAGCGUUAAGCAUUGUGGCCGGCAAGGGACAAUUUAGGCACCAGUUUGUUUUCUCUUCCGCUCUGCAGUUUGAGAUGGAAUAUUAUUGUUACCAUCACCUAUAUUAUAAUUAUUAUCACUAUUAUUGAUGCUAUGGUUAGUGUCGUAGCCAACACGUCACCUUUUUGUUUUCUUUUGCUGUUGGUCUCCUUCGGUUCCUUUUAUUGUGUGUGUAUAUGUAUGGAAUCUUAUUUUGUUGGUUUCUCAAAAAGGUAUAUUUGUAUAAAACCUUAUAAUAUAUAUGCAAAAUACAAAGGCAUGAUUACUCUUGUAUUGCUGGAGAAUGGAAAAGACACUAAUGCAAAAAUAAAAAGUUAUUUUUUA
Molecule: messenger RNA, 1609 nt
Organism: Eriocheir sinensis (Chinese mitten crab)
Lineage: Eukaryota; Metazoa; Arthropoda; Malacostraca; Decapoda; Varunidae
Gene: BI-1
Product: bax inhibitor 1-like
Exons: 5
Coding region: 471-1211 (246 amino acids)
Biological process (GO): negative regulation of endoribonuclease activity; negative regulation of RNA splicing; cellular response to unfolded protein
Cellular component (GO): mitochondrial membrane
Molecular function (GO): enzyme binding
Source: RefSeq, a predicted model, not a curated record